Molecule: messenger RNA, 2417 nt
Organism: Anneissia japonica
Lineage: Eukaryota; Metazoa; Echinodermata; Crinoidea; Comatulida; Comatulidae
Product: sulfotransferase 1C4-like
Exons: 8
Coding region: 446-1318 (290 amino acids)
Biological process (GO): sulfation
Cellular component (GO): cytoplasm
Molecular function (GO): sulfotransferase activity
Source: RefSeq, a predicted model, not a curated record
UACAGCAGGCAUUAUGAAAAUUUCUGAAUUCUUCGGUUGGCCUAUACCCCGGCGAUGGUAAACUAGUCAGUAGACGAAAUCGUUGAGCACUGUACAUUUAGCAAUAUGAAAUCAAAUCCAAAAAACAAACUAUUCAGACAGUCCAAGUUUAGAUGUUAACUCAACCCCCUUCAUGAGGAAAGGAAAAGUGGGAGAUUGGAAGAAUUACUUCACAGUCGAACAGAACGAAGCAUUUGAUAAACUAUAUGAAGUGAUUAAAUUAAACCAAUAGGAUGACAUGCUUGAAGAUCAUACUUUCGUGGUGUGUUCUUCUUUAGCAGCAUGCGCUUAGCUCGAAAGAAGUAAAGCCAUGACCUUUUCAUUGUGUGAAGGCUUACCUGAAACUCGACAAUUGUGGGCGUUUCGUAUAUAGUGUUCAAUUGCUGAGCAUACCUUUUUUUGUAAAAUGACUGCAUUUGAUGAGCCUAGGUUUGUUGAUGGGGUACUACAUUCAAGUGUAACGUCUGAUGAGUUGUUGAAAGCAAUCAGGAAGCUGGAUAUUCGAGACGAUGACGUCAUCGUUGUGAGUUAUCCAAAAGCAGGGACAACUUGGACGCAAGAGAUAGUUUCGAUUCUAUUUUAUGGCUGCGACAUCGAGAAGGCAGAUGAGAAGUAUAUACGACAUCGGUUCUUGUUUCUUGACAUGAAAAAACUGGACUCCUCUUUAGGACCGCACGAGAUCGCUGCUAGUCUGCCCUCUCCUCGUCUGAUAAAGACUCAUCUCCAGAGCAACGAAAUGCCAGAACAAUUGACAACCACCAAAGCAAAGAUCGUGUUUAUUGCCAGAAACCCGAAAGAUAACGCAGUGUCAUUAUUUCAUUUCUCAAACGCAAUUGCUCCUCGAGAUCGUCAGCAAUCCUGGAGUGAUUUCUUUACUGAUUUUUGUGAAGAAAAAGUGAUUAUGGGAGGCUGGUUUAAAAUUAACACAUACUGGUGGAGUCGACGUCAAGACAAAAACGUGCUGUUCCUGAAGUACGAAGACAUGCAGAAAGAUCUUACAGGAGGCAUUAUGAAAAUUUCUGAAUUCUUCGGUUGGCCUAUACCCGAUGGUAAACUAGACGAAAUCGUUGAGCACUGUACAUUUAGCAAUAUGAAAUCAAAUCCAAAAACAAACUAUUCAGACAGUCCAAGUUUAGAUGUUAACUCAACCCCCUUCAUGAGGAAAGGAAAAGUGGGAGAUUGGAAGAAUUACUUCACAGUCGCACAGAACGAAGCAUUUGAUAAACUAUAUGAAGAGAAAAUGAAGGAUACCGGUCUUCUAUUCGACUACGAAUUGUAACUUAGGCCUAUACAGAUACACAAGCCUUUUUACUAAUAAGACUUUCUCUAUAUAUGUAUAUAGCACCAGACCUGCUUUCUUCUUUUGUGACAAAAUGAGUCUUGUGAUACGCCAGGUUAAUUUAAUAUGUUCAAGAAAAUAUAUAUAAGUUGAUAUUUUGACAAAAAAAAUGGGUUUUUCAAUAUUUCUGAUAAGUAAUAUGUAUAUUUCAUGGAAAAAAAAGUUCAGAGUUGAAUUGCCUAACGUAAAGGUGACUUUGAGGCACAUUUGUGUGAUCAAUAAUUUCUUUUUGUUUCUUUCCUUUAUAGGCCUUCUCUCCGAAUGGGGGAGGUUGGGGCCUCCUCAGGCCCCAAAAAUCCGCCAUCUGACAGUCUGAGGCAGUGAGGUUAGCCUAUACUGUGACAUAUAAUAAUACACGUGUUACUGGUAGUCAGAAUAUUGCUGAAUUUUUCAAUCAUUAUUUUGUAAACGUAGGUCCAGAGGUUGUAAAAUCAAUUACUCCGCCUACUGUUCAAAUUGCGCUAUCUGACUACUUGACUGGUAACCACGUACUGCCACUCAUUCUUUUUAACACCUGUUGUAGAACAAGAUGUUCUUGAUGUUAUACGAAAUCUAGAUCCCAACAAAUGUUCGGGUUUUGACAACAUAACGUCAAAAGUGGUCAAAGGCUCUGCAUUAUCCAUUUUAAAACCACUGACUUAUAUUAUCAAUCAGUCGUUUAUAAAAGGUAUCGUACCUGAUAACCUGAAAGUUGCUAAAGUAUUGCCAAUUUUCAAAAAAGGUAAACGUGAAGAUUUCACAAAUUAUCGACCCAUAUCUAUCUUACCAAUAUUUUCUAAAAUACUUGAAAAAAUUAUGUAUUCCAAAUUAUACUCAUUUUUAGAUAAAUGCACUAUCCUCAACGAUCACCAAUUUGGGUUUCGUGAAAACCAUUCGACAUCAACAUUACGGCGGGAUUUGAAAAGAAGAAAUUCUUAAUCAGUGUGUUUAUGGACCUUUCUAAGUCCUUUGAUCUUAUUGAUCAUGAUAUUUUGCUUAAAAAGCUACAUUACUAUGGAAUCAGAGGUAUUGCUUUACAUUGGUUCUCUAGUUACUUAAG